AUGGCCCAUGAUAUACUGGAAAUCCCCAUCUCAAUGGUUGCUUCUGAAUCAGCUUUUUGCACUAGUGGUCGUAUUCUCGAUGACUUCAUAAGCUCUUUGAUACCAGCGACACUCCAAGCAUUGAUAUGUGCACAAGACUGGUUGCGUAAGCCUAUCAAUGUUGAAGCUGAUCUUGGUGAGUUGACCAAACUGGAGAAAGCUGAGCAGUUUGGUCUCCCUCUUCUUCGAGCCUCCCUGCUAAAUAGCUCGGACGACGUCUCCAAAGGUGUCAAUUUCGCUGUCGGCGGCGCGACGGUGAUCGACGUCGACUUCUAUGAGAGGAACAAACUGGUCCCGUUCAAGCUGAUAAACAAUUCUCUGAACGUGCAGCUGGGCUGGUUCGAGGAGCUCAAGCCAACGAUUUGCAACAAGACCGUAGCGCGUAGAGAAUGUCUCAAGAAAGCCCUCUUUUUUGUUGGGGAGUUUGGAGUGAAUGACUACAACUUCUUGUGGAACGCCGGGAACACCGAAGACCAAGUGAGAUCCUAUGUACCCAAAGUUGUGAAAAAUAUUGCCGUGGCCGUGGAGAGGCUCAUCAAAGGAGAAGCAAUUUACGUUGUCGUGCCAGGGAAUCCCCCGAACGGGUGCUCACCCACCAUGCUGACAACCCGCUCUAGCUUCAACAAGACGACAAUGUACGACCACAUCGGUUGUCUAAGCGACAUAAACCGCGUGGCUAGAUACCACAACUCCAUGCUCCGCACGGCGAUUGGCGCUCUCAGGGGCAAGUGCUCGCAUGCCAGGAUCAUCUACGCCGAUUUCUACGGCCCGAUCAUCACGAUCCUCGACAACCCCAGCCGAUUCGGAGUAGCUGGCACUGACGCUCUACGGGCUUGCUGCGGAGGUGGCGGGGCGUACAACUGGAAUGCCAGCGCUUUCUGCGGCAUGCCGGGGGUGACUGCCUGCAAGGAUCCCUCGGUGUUCGUUAACUGGGAUGGUAUUCACUACACGGAGGCUACAUAUCGCUUCAUCGCCGAAGGGUGGCUCCACGGUCCUUUUGCCGACCCGCCAAUACUAAGUGCUCUUCACUACUAG
Molecule: messenger RNA, 1074 nt
Organism: Triticum dicoccoides
Lineage: Eukaryota; Viridiplantae; Streptophyta; Magnoliopsida; Poales; Poaceae
Product: GDSL esterase/lipase At5g45910-like
Exons: 5
Coding region: 1-1074 (357 amino acids)
Molecular function (GO): protein dimerization activity; hydrolase activity, acting on ester bonds
Source: RefSeq, a predicted model, not a curated record